Molecule: messenger RNA, 2634 nt
Organism: Suillus fuscotomentosus
Lineage: Eukaryota; Fungi; Basidiomycota; Agaricomycetes; Boletales; Suillaceae
Exons: 13
Coding region: 1-2634 (877 amino acids)
Source: RefSeq, a predicted model, not a curated record
AUGUACCAGUGGGAUAAGGCUGAUAUCGUACGCAAGCGCUUGAACUUGAAGGAUUCACGCAGCCGGCGUGGCGCUGUUCUCUCAAACGGCGAUCGCGCAGGCUCGCCGAUUCCGAAUAUCAAGGAUGCUUCUGCUGGUGUCAAACAAGGUGCCGAUCUUCAAUCUGCGGACAAGGCACUUCGGGAUGCCGGUCAUGCUGCAGAUCAGAUUAAUCCACUUUGUGGACCUGCGAGAUCCAGGCCACCUAUCUUUAACCCUUCAGGAUAUUCGACGCUGAUCAGGACGAUCGCAGAGGUACAUCCGUAUGCAAAAAUGGCAUUGGGCGUGCUAUCUUGCUCAUCAAUAAUAAUUCUUGCUCAAGCGGAUCGCGACGAAGCGAUACUCGACCUCUACAAGAAGUUGGGUCAAGUGUAUGGCUUCGUGGUGCAAAACGACACGCUUCGCCGGAUUGGUAUCUCAGCAGACCCUAGAAUGCGUUUCAUUCAGGAUUAUUCGGAGAAGACAAACCUUUACGAAAUAGUGGAGUUCAGUGGUAUGGCUUAUGCGGAGGCCGCAGGGCUAGAAAUUAUGAAGCGAUGCCUGCCAGGGACGCGCACGGACAUUCUCUCCGACAUCAUGGGAUGGACCAACGGCAGUAGAGAUGAUAUUCCACGCGUGCUAUGGCUAUCCGGCCCUGCCGGAACAGGUAAAUCAGCCAUUGGCCCCACGAUCGCUAGCUCGUUCAUUGGCGUGGGUGGACUCGUUUCCUCCACUAUCGCGCGCGACCUGGUUGACUGUCAUCCCGAGAUGAGACGAGCGUUACCGGAUGCAGUCCAGAACGCAAAUGCGCUCUCUUUCGUAUCGCUUCGAGUGAUGGAACACGGACUUUCCUUCAAUAUCUGCGAUCUAAAAUCAUCCUAUCUCCCCAAUUCCGAAGAUCCCGGGCUGCUAGACCGAGUUGAAAAAUUUAUCCCUCCACAUCUAUCCUAUGCCUGUCGAUUUUGGCCUGACCACGUACAAGCAACUCACUUCGAUCCAGACCUCGCCAAAGAAACAAAAUCACUCUUCGAGCACGAGCGACUGUUCUUCUGGCUCGAGGUACUCAGCCUUAUCAAUGCACUGAGCGGCGUAGUCACCACUCUCCCGCUUAUUGCCAAGUGGUCGAAGGGUCACGCUGGAUAUGAAGAUGCCUCGUCUGCUGCAGUGGACUUGAACGAGGAGGGAGAGAAUGUCGUGGUUAAUACGCAGUGCUCAUCCUUGCUUCAACACUGGGCAAAUACCCGUCAUCGUAUUGGUCAUACAAUAGUCCCAGGAACUAUUCCCGUGGGCACUCUCCUCUACCAUGGAGCUAUCACCGGUCCCCAUUUACCGACCGCCUUGGAUUGGGUGGCUGUAGAGCCAGACUACUCCAUACUUUUCUGUCAAGGGCCAAUCGAAACAGGGUGCUGGCACCUCACCCUUGCAGUCACUCGGCCAAUGAAAGUGCUCUAUUUUGAGGGAAGCAGCGCUGCAAAAAUCCCUGAGGGCACUAUGGACACCCAAGAUCUCGUGGCAUGGUCGGAAAUGAAGCCCGAGUGGGUGUGGAAUGAAGAGCGGCGCAUAAAGGAUCUGUGUAAAUGGGGUCAGAAGCAUGGCGUGAAUGGCUUUGUGAGCGAAAUCAUGAUCUGCGACUUCACCUCUCACAUGGAAGUUAUUUCAUUCUUAAAUCUCGAGAGCAUUCGUAUCGGCAUCGACUGGCCAUAUCUGCCAGAGGACCCCGAUAGUAUGCGUCACCGUUUUGAAUUAGUGCAUUCUGCGUCAUGGCGCGAAAAUUAUCCAGGAGAAACCCGGAUUAUGCUUGAUUUUUCUGAACUCGUCUCUUUCUACGACACCGCUCUUGUUCCCUCCUUAGUGCCGCGCCGUGCAGGCUUAGACCGGUGGGAUCACCGAGUGGCAGGAAUAUCACCGGAGGAUAUAGAGCGCGUCCAAGACAGGCUAGCUCAAGCGUUAGCACGACCACCCGUGACCACUAGCGGCAUUGACUGGAAAACGGUCUUGCGCGUGGUGGUCGGUCGAUAUGCCAGCCGCCUGGAGUUCAUACAGCACCUUCUGAAACUGUCGUUGGACGAUGGGUCGAUCUUUGACCACGCACAACAAAUUCAGAGACAGUUGCGCACCGUGCUUUUGCCCUACACUGUGUUUGCACCUCUGCCUCCCAAUACCUCCGUCACCGCCAACGCGACAAAUUCGUGGGCUGCGCCAGUUUUUCGGGAAUGUGCUACGUCGCACGCGGCAUCCAUAGCGUCUCGUGGAACAACAUUGACGCCCUCUGAACAUUUGCUCCUGCAGGCGGUGCGGGAAACUACGCAUGAAAUAUGUCGCGUCGUCACGAAGAUGUGGGCUUCCGGAAUGAAUUUUGGAGUCGACGUCUUUUAUCCUCCGGAACGACGCCCUGAAGUUGAUCACAUACAUACUCUCACGGGCGAAUGGAAGGAGGAUGUGACGCAGUUAAUCUCCUGGUUGAACUGGAGCGUGUGGGUGAACUGCCGACCGGCCUGUGGUUUCGAGGUAACACAAUCAAAUCUACCUCCAAUUAUCCAAAUUCCUGGUGUAGCGAUUCGCCUUAAUGAAACUGCACUCGUUCGACAAGAUUUCAACGCCUCUGGCAACGCGUGA